AUGGACGUUCCCGGCAUCGCGUUGGUCACAGGCAGUGCCUCUGGCAUUGGCCGCGCCUGUGCACUCGGAUUGAUUAGAGACGGCGUGUCUGGCAUUGCCCUCCUUGAUCUAAACCAACAAGCAUUGGAGCAAAUUAAAGCCGAAAUCCAUGCGAAGCAACGAGAACUUCGCCACACUCGCCCAGCCCGAGUCGAAAUCUUCCCCACGGACGUCGGAAACGAAGCACGCGUGAACGAGGUCGUCGAAUCUGUCGCGAGAACAUUUGGACGGCUCGAUUAUGUCGUUAAUGCUGCUGGGGUCGCCAUGAAACACCCUGGAGGCACUGCUUUUGUGGAAACCACCGACUGGGACCGUAUCCUAAACAUCAAUUUGAAUGGUACAUUUUUUGUUCUUCGCGCUGCCGCUAAGAUCAUGCUGAAGCAAGAGCCCAUCAGAUCAACUAUUGAUGGCCGAGCUCUGUCAAAAGGUUCGAUUGUCAACUUCUCCUCUAUUCAGGGUCUAGUGGGAAUCCCGCUGUCGACUGCCUACACCGUUUCGAAGCAUGCUAUUAUUGGUCUCACAAAGACGGCCUCUGAGGACUAUGCAAAAGAUGGACUGCGCAUCAAUGCGAUCUGCCCCGGUUAUACAGAGACACCUCUGACUACGAAGUCUCCUCAGAUUCUGCAGGCUAUGAUGGAGAGGAUCGGGACAGCGGUGCCGAUGGAGCGAAUGGGUCGACCGGAGGAGAUCGCUGAUGGUGUGAUUUACCUGUGUGGUGGAAGGAGCUCCUUUGUGACUGGAACAUCCUUGAGCGUGGACGGUGGAUAUACACAGCGCUAA
Molecule: messenger RNA, 819 nt
Organism: Penicillium manginii
Lineage: Eukaryota; Fungi; Ascomycota; Eurotiomycetes; Eurotiales; Aspergillaceae
Product: SDR family NAD(P)-dependent oxidoreductase
Exons: 1
Coding region: 1-819 (272 amino acids)
Molecular function (GO): oxidoreductase activity, acting on the CH-OH group of donors, NAD or NADP as acceptor
Source: RefSeq, a predicted model, not a curated record